This is a messenger RNA of Arachis ipaensis, 1847 nucleotides long. The record is from RefSeq and is a predicted model, not a curated record. Lineage: Eukaryota; Viridiplantae; Streptophyta; Magnoliopsida; Fabales; Fabaceae.
AUUUAAAACUUUCCGUCGAAAAUUUUGAUUUAAACCUAAUUUAACCCGAGUGUCUCCACCUUCAUUCACACUCCACACAAGCUUCUUCCUCUCUCUGUCGCACUAACAGCUUCUUCUCUCCGUCGCAUGAGCUUUUUCCGCCGUUUGCGUCGCACGAGCUUCUCCGCCGCUGCUAUCGUCGCAUCUGCUCCCUUCAUUGCCGUCGUCACAGAACUCUCUACGCCUUCGCUCUUGUCGCAUUUACUCCCUUAGUGAAUUUCAGGUUUAUCAAUUAUUUUAUUAUCAGCGAAGAAAGAGAUUUUUGGUCGGUCAUUUCUGUAGCGAUUCGUGAAACUCGGUGGAAACUCGGUGGUUGUUGUUGAAUGGCGAAGCUUGGAAUGAUAGUUGACUCCGUUGGUAACUUCUUCUCCGGCAGAGACCAGCUUCCCUAGUGUGACCCUGACAUCGUCGCUCAGCAGCGGCCAUCACUUUUGGCUUCAAGAAUUUGAUGGAAACUUUCACUGUUGAUGUGUACAGAGCAGAGAACAGGCCACUGAACGUGCCCUUGAUUGCACCUUUUACCAUUGCAUCAUCAAGGUUGGAGAUGGUAGAGAACGUGGCCGUUAGAAUUGAGCUCAGCAAUGGCUCUGUGGGUUGGGGUGAGGCACCAAUUCUGCCUUUUGUUACUGCUGAGGACCAGAAAACUGCCAUGGCCAAGGCUUCUGAGGCAUGUGCCUUUCUCAGGAGAUGUCCUUCACUGACACUGGGUUCCAUGUUGGAGGACAUUGGCAAUUCUGAUGAGUUCUUCAAGGUGGCUGCACCUCUGGAGACAUUGGGGAGGGCUGCAGCUGAACUAAGAAUCAUGAAAAGAACUCGCAUUGGUAUGGAUUUGCAAUUUGAUAUGGUGGAGGUUGAUGCUUUUGUCAAACAGCCAGAUGGUUUACUCUUUAGUUGGUAUGAAUGUUUUCAGUGCUACUGCCGCUUAAUGCACGGUAUUGUCAGAGAAUUUAGUAGUGCUCCCUGCUUUCUUCAUUGCGGUCAUACUAUGGGCUAUUAUGUUUUCUCAGUUCUGGAAACGGAAAAAUGCUUCACUUUUAGCCAGGUGGCCUAUUACCUAUGGAAAUGCAGUUGAUGAAGAAUACAAGGUUGUUGGCAUGAAGGGUAAUGCUCAACCCGGAUAGAACCCAAUGGACCUCAUAAAAUUACUCGAGGCUCAUAGAGUGAAGCGAAAGAAAGUGUUCACGAAAUAUGAGUGGUUUAAUCAUCUCUUGCGAAUCAGGAACGAUGCACUCAUUAUCAUCAGCAUAAUAUGCCUCCAGUUACCAUUUGAGUUGGCAUAUGCUCAUCUUUAUGAAGUUCUUAAUAAAGAUAUAAUUAAGUGGGGAUUUAAAUUCCACGUGUGAUGUAGAGAAGCCCCAACCAUUCCAAAAUAUAUGUUAUAUGUGCCCCCCUGAGAUGUGGCCAAACAUUUUCAAGAAAGCCAAAGAAGGAGGGCUAAAUGUGAUUCAGACUUAUGUCUUUUGGAAUAUUCAUGAACUAGUACAAGGCCAAGCAAUCAUGUCUAAAGUGUUUUAGUACCAAGUUUGUGUAAGAUCAUUUAUUCUUUUAAGUAGGCUAAUUAAUGCUAAUAGAUUAGUGUUUCUUAUCCUAUUGCAGUUCAAUUUUGAAGGAGACUAUGAUUAGUUUAAGGAGCUUGCGCAUUCCCACCUGCAUUCGCUAUGUCUGCUCUGAACAACAUUAUGGAAAUCAGGAUAGAUGCUUUGAAGCUACUAGCAAUGAUGAAGUGGCAUGUCCCGAUUCAAUUUGAGACAAUAAUCACUUCCGUCAUUUCAAAGAUCGAACGCAGACAUGGUAAUCCUUUUGUUUCC